CGGAUCUGCGUCUGCGCAAUACCGGAAGCAACAGCUCCUCAAAUACAAUUGAAUUUCACCAAAACGUUUGGAGAAAAGAGUUUGAUCGAGGAACCAGGUUUCUGUCAGGAGCCGUUGAAUGGAAGUGGAGAGGGCCCGACAGAUGGGUCCAGAGAGAAUCUCGCCGAACACCGAGGAGGAUCUGGCGCAGGAUCGGCCUGUAGACGCCGCAGUGCCGGAGGAGUGGAGCGGAGAGGACAUGGAGGAGGAUGAAGGAGGAGCUGGAGAUGAGGAUGAAGGCCACGGAGGAGGAUAUUAUUAUCAGCCUCUGAAUCAAGACCCAGACGGCAUGAACAGCUCACACACUGAGCCAGCCGAUGAGGGAACGACUGCCGAGCAGCUGCAGGACGUCCAGGACAGAAUAGAGGCCAUGGGCCUGUUCCUGCCCCAGCCUCCUCCUCCAGACAGCGAUGAAGAGGAAGAUACUGAAGGAGCUGCUGCUCACAGGAGCAAUGCAUCUAUUCCCAUGGAUGCAGGUAAUAAUCACGUUGAGCUGGUGAAAAGGACCAUGGCGGCUAUAAAUUUGCCAACAUUAGGCAUCCCUGCCUGGGCACAAGAAAUCUCCGAUGACCAAUGGAAGGACAUGGUCCAGCAGACGCUUCAGUCAAGACAAAGCUCUGCAGGCCUGAGACUGGACCGCAAGUGAAAGCAUUUCAAGAGCCCAAUCUUAUCCACUACAUCUGAGUGCAAAUACACAAGCUUCUCACAUGUGGUAACUCGAUACGAUGAAUCUAAAGGCACAGUACCACCUUCGUAGCGGACAUGUCCUUAAGUUGAAUGUUUGGUGUUCAGUACAAGUUAAGCUCAAUUAUUACAACAAACAACAAUUUCGACUCAUCCAUUGUUUAUUAAAAACAAAAUACAAACAUAAUUGUGGUAACAGAGGCACAUGCAAUGGAAGUGAAUGGGACCAGUCCAUAAAUGCUAAAAUUAAGUUUCAAAAGUAUAGUCACAAGAUGUAAACAUCAUACAUUUAUGAGAUAUUAGUGUGAUAAAAUCUCUUACUAACCUUAUUUGUGUGCAGUAAAAUCCAAUAUUAUACUUGUCAUGAUGACAGAAUGCAAGAAAUCUCUGUAAGCGAUUCUAUCACACUGAAAUAAUUUAAACAUAUAUAACAUUUACAUCCUGUUGUUAUACUACUCAAAGAGUGUGUAUUUUAACAUUUUAUGGACAGGCCACAUUUACUUCUUUUUUUAAGUGCUGUACUGUAAUUGCAUUUUUUUUUUUUUUUUUAAAUAGAGCGCGAGUACAAAUUAUUUUCUGUGGUAAUCUACAUUAUGGUACACCAAAUGCUAUCGAUUACAUUUAACUUGUACUGAGACCAGUACAUUCCUUUUGUGAAACGUUCGAAAUGGAAAUCUUAAGAGUUGACUUUCUGGAGUUAAGAGUAGCAAAAACUAAUCUUAAAAAAAAAACACAAAAGAAGAAUUAUUUCAAUAUAUCAGCCUUCUUCCAAUGUAGUUAUGUUAUUCAGAGUUUUGUUUUUGUAAAAGGCUAAUUGUUUGCAAAAUGUGUUGCUUUUGUAUGACAGUAUAGACAAUAAUGGUGCAUCUCCAGUGUGUUGUUUGAAUCACAUUUCCAGUCAUUUGAUGGUUGACAAGAGACCACCUUGUGCAAUGCAUCUCAUGCUGCUUAAGCAACACACAUGGCCAUCACAUCUUUUGUUGUUCUUUAUUUUUGUUCUGUACAUUCAUGAACAUCUGUACAAAAUAUGACUUUCUUACUAUGUAAUGCUUGACCUAAUUAAAGUACAACAUAUGUACAUAAUGACCUGGAAAGCAGCUUAAGAUUAGUGUCAGACUUGGGGAACAGGGCUGGGAGUGGACGGAAAGGAAAGGGUGAGUUUGGAGAGACCCAUACAUUCUUAAUUUCCCUCUGUUUCACGUUGCUGACGGACAAGCUGAACACUGCCCCAUCUGCCUGUCAAGAUGCAAAAUAUUGUCCCUUUGCAUUUAGGAAGGAGGCAUGCGGCAUUGCCUCUGUUUCUGGAAUGUUCUAGUCUGGUAGAGUGAGUAAGAUGGCAAUUCAUGCUCUUGAUUGAGUCAGAGGAGACUAACACUUCAAACAGCUAAUAAUUAAAAGAUUUCACCUCUGCACUGCAUACUAUACACCGUAAUUGCACAAGUCAAAAUAUAUAUGCACACAUUUGGACCUAUGGAAGAAGUAUAGCUGGGACAGGUAAGCCAAUGGAGUGUUGCAUUGUCCAGCAGCCUCUUGGAGGAGUAAUAUGUUCCCUCACUAUUGGAAUGAUCAGAGUGAGUGACCCUUCACAUGACAGAAACCUUUACAACAGAGACAGGACAUCAUACAAGCUAACAGAUUUAAAGAAAAUAUUAAUUUGGGGCAAAAAAAGGAAAUAUUGUAGGGUACUGAAUGGGCAAGGGUGCAAUCAUAAGCAAAUAUACAUGACAAUAUACAGUACACAAGUAUCUGCGACAGUAAUUGCAGGCUUUUAGUUUCCAUAUAUUAAGCCUGCAUAGGUAAGCGUGUAUCUCUUAAGUAUAUUGUCCUAUUAGGACGAUUGUAUAGCGCUUGAACAUAAACUCCUUAUUUUUCUUAUACCAUAAAAAAAUAUUGCUUAGGUGCUUUAAAAAGUGAAAGAACACCAACAAGACCUAUAAUCGUGGACAGGAGUCUUGAGUUUUAAACACCCCCUUGUAGAAUUUUGGAUGUUACGAAUAGUUUCCUUUUUAAAGGCUUAAAUAUGAAAGGUGUUUCUUUCCUUUCUACGUUUAAUACAACACAAAACCUAUGGAGCAAAACAAGACACAUUAUAAAAGCUAGGACAUUUUGAUUUCAAAAGGUAUAAAACAAAACAUCUGGAACCAUGGGCCAUUUCAGCCCGUACAUUAAGGGCACAUUUGUUUCUUAGUGACAGUAAAUGGAUGGAGUAAAUACAAUUUUUACAGCAUUUUUGAAAGUGUACUGCUGGUGGUCUGAAUAGAGGUGAUCAAUUUCAUAAAGCUCCCUUACUUUUUUGGUUGACAAUCAGAUACAUAAUCACAAGGAAAACAGCAUACGGAUUAUGAAGAACACUUCAGCCUCUGCCGCCUCAUGUGAGCAGGGUGUUGGGUCUCAAAAAUGACUUAGUCUUAAAGGGAUAGUUCACCCAAAAAUAAAAAUUUGUAAUUUAUUCUCCAUUCCAGAUGUGUGACUUCCUUUCUU
This is a messenger RNA of Xyrauchen texanus (razorback sucker), 3204 nucleotides long. Its product is annotated as male-enhanced antigen 1-like. The transcript is spliced from 4 exons. Lineage: Eukaryota; Metazoa; Chordata; Actinopteri; Cypriniformes; Catostomidae. Gene Ontology annotation, biological process: spermatogenesis. The record is from RefSeq and is a predicted model, not a curated record. Bases 119 to 685 code for a protein of 188 amino acids.